Molecule: messenger RNA, 612 nt
Organism: Spirometra erinaceieuropaei
Lineage: Eukaryota; Metazoa; Platyhelminthes; Cestoda; Diphyllobothriidea; Diphyllobothriidae
Source: the annotation of a GenBank genome assembly
AUGAGACCUAAGGCCCCUCUGCCACCAGGUGAAACCACGAACGUCAUCUACCGGAUCCAGUGUAACUCCUGUGAAGCCAACUACAUUGGGGAGACGGGCAAACGACUACAGACCCGUGUUGGAGAACACAUGAGGGCAGUAAGGCGAAUGGACCCUUUGUCUCUGGUGGCCGAACACUGCGGCGAUUCCGGACACACGUUCGCCUUUCAGCACGUCAAAAUUCUGGGCCGAGGAAGCGACCGCAUAGCCAGGGAAACAAUCGAGGCUUGGCACACAGGGACAACCUCCAUCAACCGUUGUGUGGCUCUUCCCGCUGUCUAUCAAGCCCAUCGAGCACAGCUCAGUAAACAAAUGAGCAGACGUGAACCCAGGCUAAACACGAAUCCAGACAUGAGUGAGUCCAUGGCGGAUGCACACUCAGCCACCCCUCAACCUGGUUCCGACGAAGGCGCAGUCGUCACCACAGCCGUUCCAUCUACUAGUCCUGCAGACGAGAAAACGGACAGUCGUUGCGACGUAAACAAGAUUGCCAGCUUUGGACGACAGUUAAGGUCAAUGAAGGUACGGGCGACGACCACCAACAUCUCAACGCCGGCCACCGAAGUAGAUUGA